Hyaloscypha bicolor E is the source of this 2383-nucleotide messenger RNA. RefSeq lists its product as uncharacterized. Bases 451 to 2199 code for a protein of 582 amino acids. The record is from RefSeq and is a predicted model, not a curated record. The transcript has a single exon. NCBI's taxonomy places the organism in Eukaryota, Fungi, Ascomycota, Leotiomycetes, Helotiales, Hyaloscyphaceae.
UUAACCGAACACAGAAUUAUCCACUACGUUGUUGGUGCGAAACUCUUCCUCGAUACACUCGACAAAUGGUCACGUGAGCCACACCUGGACCCUCAGUGCUUGCACCUUCCCGCUCAAGACUAUCUCCAAGUCACCUGUCGCACUGCGCAAUAUCCAUUAAGGAUAUGCUUCUGGCUAAGCUUUCAGCAACUACCAUUAUUCCAUCCCCACCGCUGCCGUCUCUAGGAAAACCGAAAAGGCCUCAACUGGUUCGUCGACACGCAUAUUCUUCCUUGCCAGUCAUCGUUUGUACUUCAGUCAAGAGCUAUUUUGAUAUUCGUACGCUCUAGCAAUAUAUUUUGUUUUGCCAGAGCUCGUCGUCAUGUAUUGAAAUUGGAUCGAUCACACGGUGAACCGAACGGACUUCCAGCGUGACAACCAGCAAGGCAGUCGAAGAGCCCGCCUCGUGAGAUGACUAUCCAAGAAAACAUUCGAGUGCUCCGGGAGCUACAACCAGCAUGGGAUCUGAACGAUCCCCAAAGUGAGAUAACGCUCCAAGAGAGCAUCCGAGAAAGCGAGUUUGUUGAGGAGCUCACUCACCGAUUCUCGGACGAGUCCCCUCAAUCAGGACCCACACCACCACCUGGCAUUGAAACUGUUCGGCGUUCGCCAGUCUGUCUCUUUCGUUCAUCACAACUCCCCAAAAAAGACCUCCAAGCUUUUAUUCCGGAGCUGAACGUUCUCCUGGACCAUGUGACGCACCUCCCGGAUGGCCGCUUGGAGUUCAGCAAGAGGGUUACACGUUUGUGCCUCGAUCGGGUGAUCCUUCAAGGCUUUCCGAGGGGGACCAACGAGAAUUCUAGUUCUCUCCGGAUAAUUUACAAGAGGAAUGACUUCACGAAGAAGGCAGGAAUGAAAAGGCUCAGGAAUAUCGCAACCCUUCACGACUCCAUUCAAAAGUCCUGGGCGGAUGUUGGUUAUGCCGCUUCAUACCCAACUCUCGACGCAAUCAUUGUCAGCGGCGGGAAACUGCAUGGACCUCAACCCCUUGUCGGGAUCCAAUUUCCAGAAUCAAUCAUGGCGGUUGAUGAUCUAGAUUGGGGCGGCUGCAAAAGACUUUCAUGGGGUCCGGCUAUCUCUGAAAACAUGAUUGAUCGUGCUAGCAUUUGGAUUGACGACGACCAUCCAAUCCUUUCGGAUUUUGAGAUGCUGAGUUCCCCGCCAGAAACGGGUUCAGCAUUACAUGCGAAUGGUAAUAAGGACAUAUUGAGAAACCAUUUGCUGAAAAGAAAUUGGAUCUGGAUCACAAGGAUGCACCACCUGAAGAGAAUUAUUGACAUCCCACGCACAGAAGAAUUCUACGAUGCAAGGAUGGCGUUUUUCAAUAAUGGUUCACCAAUGUCUCUCCGAAGGUUCUGCCAGCGUCAUCAAUGUACCGAAAGACAGCUGAGCAAGCUCUCAUGUCACAUCCGUGGCAAGCUUGGGCAUCUCAUGUUGAUGUCACAAGUGGCGGAAAUGAAGAUUACAGAUGUAACUGCGGUUACCCAGGAAGGUCACAAACGCGCUGCGGAAUUUGGGCCGUGGUUGGAUUUCUUGGUCAACUCCACACGCAAUGGGAAUGACCGACUUUCUAGGCCUCUCGAAGCAUUGGAAGCAGCCCGAUAUUUCAUAUCAGCCGUCAGACCUGGACUCAACCUCGACAGGAUCCCCGAGGUCCGGCAUGUGGAACGUGAAAGCGACUGGGCGGAAGAGUGGAUCAAAUCAAGGUCAGAGGAGAGAAAACCGACUUGGAGUAAUAAGAAGAAGGAGUUUAUUCUCAAUCGCCUUGCAGGCCGAGUUUCCAAGCCCUUGACAGAUUGGCAAUUGACCGGGGAGAAGCUCUACAAUUUGCAAGCCUUCUGCCCACAAACCGAAGCAGGGUGCGCCUUAGCCCUACUAUUGCACCAUCAGGAACUUGCCGUCCUCAGAAGGGAAGCUAGUAAAACAAAGGGUCAAGAAAAACUUCCUGCCUCUCCACCCAUGGGAAGGGUUCCGAUUUGUCAGUGUCACUCAGAAAAUUGCCAGUACCAAGAAGGCUAUCCUCUCUAUUCGACCAGAUCUCAUGACAAGUCACAUUACUGUUCGAUGGGUGGGAGUGGGAAUCCCAAAGGCACUUGGAGCUCAUCGAGCGAGACAAAUCGAAUUGCUGAGGUCAACGUCUCCGUUGAGUCUCCAAAUUAAUCAUCUCCACUACGCUCCAUUGUCUAUUCCCAGUAGCAGUACGCACAGCCCAGUCUGUAAUCAGCGAAGAAAGGUCCCAGCCAAGCACACCAUGACUCGAGCAAGUUUCUUCAAAGCCCACUGUCGCCAAUGCCACUCAUUCCGGGCAGAUCUGCUUCAAACAAUGCCAAAGAAGUGUCGUAGC